This is a messenger RNA of Oncorhynchus masou masou (cherry salmon), 1935 nucleotides long. RefSeq names its product pro-neuregulin-3, membrane-bound isoform-like. Lineage: Eukaryota; Metazoa; Chordata; Actinopteri; Salmoniformes; Salmonidae. Bases 1 to 1512 code for a protein of 503 amino acids. The transcript has 9 exons. The record is from RefSeq and is a predicted model, not a curated record. Gene Ontology annotation, biological process: intracellular signal transduction; animal organ development; nervous system development. Gene Ontology annotation, molecular function: chemorepellent activity.
AUGUCGAUAGUGGCCCCCACAUCCCCUAGUCUGCGUUCAGAGGUCUUCAAGCCUUGCAUCGAUGACAAGGACCUGGCCUUCUGCCUCAACGAGGGCGAGUGCUCCAUCAUUGAGACAGUAGCAGGAGUGCACAGACACUGCAGGUGUAAAGAGGGUUACCAUGGACUACGCUGUGACCAGUUUGUACCCAAGACGGACUCCAUCUUAUCUGACCCAACGGGUGAACUGGGCAUCGAGUUCAUGGAGAGCCGUGAGACUUACCAGAGACAGGUGAUGUCCAUCUGCAGCAUCGCCUCAGGAAUCAGUUUUCUCGGGGUGGCGUGCAUGGCUCUCUAUUGCCGCAACAAGAGACACAGGGAAAAGCUACAGACGCAAUUCUCUGAGAGCUGGAACCUGAGGGAGUGCGGAAUCAACUCCUCUGGGCAGAUGUCUAAAUCUUGCCCCAGGCCUCAGAGCGGCCUGCAGCUUCAAAAGUGCUGCAAAUCUCAUGGGUCCUCCCCUCCUAAAGGGGACAGCAGUCUGCCAGCUGGCGCACCCACAGCAGCUCCACCUAUUCUCAACAGAGCACUCUCCAAAGGGAAACGCUUCAGGAGUAGCUCCCUGUCCCUCAGUCCAGUCCAAAGACACUGGGACACUCAUCACAUGAGGACCCCGCCCAUCUCUCGAGGACUAAGGGUUGCUAGCCCCGCAUAUAAGCACCUGGAGGAGGUGGAGUCUGCAGAGAUGGAGGCAGAGUCUUUAAGAGGGUUUGACACUGGAAGGGGUGGAGGUGACGAUCGCCAGCACAGCGGGUUCCCGAAUAUGCAAACCAUGUCUCGUUCUGCAGAGAAGAAGGGAUGGAGGGAUGUUCCCUGCACCCGUCUUGACAGAGGAAUAACACCCGCUCCUCCCUCUCUCCGCACGCACUCCGUCCCCAUCAUCCCCUCUCUCCAGGAACACGACCGCGAGAGGGGUCACGUGGACGGGAGCAGGGAGAGGGUGUCGCAUGGAGGAGGUCUUGCCGGGCCAGGUUACAUGGCGCAGGCACCUGCCGGUAGCAGCAGCCACACCCCCCCUAACUCCUCCACCUCUGUGUGUGUACUAGAAUUAGAGGACAGACCCAGUCAUGUGCGUCCCUACAACAUCAAGACUGCACUGGUGUCAGAGACAAGCCCUAUUCACACGCACCAGGGCUCCUCUGAAACUCUAGUAGGGCCAGGGGACCUGUUCCAACACUCUAGCCUUGUGGCCUCUGGGACAGCAGAAUCCGGAUCAGGUGUUGCCGGGUUGAACAGCACAAACACUUUUAUUGCUGUGACCGUGCUGGAGUCCAAGAAAAAGAGCAUGCGGUAUACACCCAGACUGCUCUACAGCUUUCCCAAGAGCAGGGGUCCUCAGGCAGGUGUCCAAAGAGAGGCCCAGGGGCUUGGUAAACAAAACAUUGCCCUGGUGAAUGGAGGGGCAAACAGCUUCCUGUCAACAGUGGUGGGAAAAGGUGCUGGAAUUUCUUGUGCCAAACUUUUUGCCAGCUGAUUGGAUUAUUUCUUGCCAACUUGCAAGGAGAGACUCCGCCCACCUGCAUCGAUGACACGGGAGGGGGUAGAACCACCUGCUUAACUAAUUGGCCCCUAGUUUCUGUAAAAGAGCCACAGCAGCCUGGACUGCAGAGAGGAAUUUAUUUAUACAUUUAAGACACUGAAAACACACACACAUGUAUGUGAAUAAUGUGAAACAAUGCAGACAGACAUAAAGACCAGUGGGAGCUUGAUAUAAACGUGUAUUUGAAAAAAAUAUAAAUGAUUUAUAUGCACUAUUUAAACAAAGCUUCUACUUAGAAAUCAAAAUAGUGUGUCAUAUCUAUGUUGUUUCUCUAUUGUAAAGAAAUCAAAUUAUACAUGUCAUAUGUCCUAUAAACAUAUAUUUGACAUGAUGACGUGACAAAAUAAAGACUACAGU